Messenger RNA from Girardinichthys multiradiatus, 6864 nucleotides. RefSeq names its product neuronal PAS domain protein 1 (gene npas1). Gene Ontology annotation, biological process: regulation of transcription by RNA polymerase II. Gene Ontology annotation, molecular function: RNA polymerase II transcription regulatory region sequence-specific DNA binding; DNA-binding transcription factor activity, RNA polymerase II-specific; protein dimerization activity. The transcript has 12 exons. The record is from RefSeq and is a predicted model, not a curated record. Bases 718 to 3150 code for a protein of 810 amino acids. NCBI's taxonomy places the organism in Eukaryota, Metazoa, Chordata, Actinopteri, Cyprinodontiformes, Goodeidae.
GAGGGAGGGAGGCAGGGAGCAGCUGAAGGCAGAGACAACUGGUGUGCACGGCUUUCCCAAGAGGAAAUGAAAAGAAAGAAGCUCAGCGAGGAGAGUGAAUGAGUGAGCGGCAGAGAGGAAGGGUGGGAGGGCGCACGCCGGCUGGAAGAACGGAGGGUGGGAGGGAGUUAGACAGAGAGAAAGAGAUUCUCACACUAGCGGCGUCCUAAUCCGAGUCCAUCUCCAAGACGCAGCGGAGCAGAGUGUUAGUGAAGUGAUUCCGAGAGCCAAGGAGAGCUACAGCAGCUCGUCACACACACAUCCACACAGUCUUCUUCCUCUGCUGUCACAAACACACACUCUUGCAACAGGAUGCGUCCGGUUGGGCGGCCACGGCUUUUGUGAAAGUGAGGGGAUUGACGGUGCCCACCCCUUCCUGACUGUCCCAGCCUGCCCCCCUUUCGUUCACACACACCGUGUCUGUUUGCUGUGUCUAAGCUCGGGGCGCUGCUGCUGCUGCUGGAGGAGGAGGAGGUGGCGUCGGAGGUGGGGUGGGCACUGCCAGGGCAGAGCAGGGGGCACCUUAGAGGAGAGGAGGAGGAGGAGGAGGAAGACAACAAAGUGGAUCAGAUCAACCGUACGCGGACUGGAAAUGCCCGUCAGGUCUGAGUCUGUCACAACCCGAACCAAUCGCAGCCUUCAUUAAGGUGCAGCGUCGGGCACUGGAUUGGAGCAAGCAUGGCGAGCAUGCCGUUUGUCAGCGAGGGGAAAUGUGUGAGUGUAGAGUGGGAUUUCCUACAAGGACUUCUUGCCAAGCCUCCUACACUACCCUGUCUCCAGAACCUGCGUAAAGAGAAAUCUCGCAAUGCAGCUCGUUCUCGGCGGGGGAAGGAGAACUUUGAGUUCUUUGAGCUGGCCAAGAUGCUGCCUUUGCCAGGGGCCAUCACAAGUCAACUCGACAAAGCUUCAGUCAUCCGGCUGACUAUCAGCUAUCUGCACAUGCGCACCUUUGCAAGCCAAGGAGACCCACCCUGGAGCCCUCUACUGGAGGGUGACAACAACUGCAACAAAGUGAGACGAUCAUCUCAUUCUUUGGCCACUGAUAUGUUUGAGCAGCACCUUGGGGCUCACCUCCUGCAGUCUCUGGAUGGCUUUGUGUUUGUGGUCAGUCAUGAGGGACGAUUCCUCUACAUCUCAGAGACCGUUUCCAUCUACCUGGGGCUUUCACAGGUAGAGCUGACCGGCAGCAGUGUGUUUGACUACAUCCACCCGGCGGACCACGUGGAGAUGGCCGAGCGGCUGGGAAUAAAACCACAUCUGCGGGCCGAGGCUGGCUGCCACACGGCCCCCGACAGCGCUUCCAGCACCGCCUCCACCUCUUCACUUGCCGGUACCCCUGAGCCUGCAGGUCCCUCUAGUCCUCAUUCUGCUGCUGACGAUCCACCAGAUCGUGGAUUUUUCAUCCGCAUGAAGUCCACACUCACCAAAAGAGGCCUGCAUGUCAAGUCCUCUGGAUACAAGGUGAUCCACGUGACCGGACGCAUCCGUUGCCGCCCUGCACUUGUCCCGGGCUCCACGCGGUCAGUCCGUCGCCCAAUGGGUUUGGUCGCUCUGGCACACACGCUCCCACCCUCCACGCUUAACGAAGUCCGUAUGGAGAGCAACAUGUUUGUCUUCCGAGUGAACAUGGACCUGCAGGUCACAUAUUGUGAAAACAGGAUUUCAGAGUAUAUGGAUCUGACCCCUGCAGAGGUGGUGGGAAAUACCUGCUAUCAUUUUGUCCAUGUGGAAGACCUGGAAAAUAUCCGGCAGAGCCACGAGGACCUGCUGAGGAAAGGCCAAGUGGUGACGGGCUACUAUCGCUGGCUUCAGAGAAGAGGAGGCUACUUGUGGAUCCAGUCUACUGCCACUGUCUCUAUCAAUCACAAAGCCCCCCAUGAGCGCAACGUCAUCUGGGUGAACUACGUCCUGAGUCGGACUGAGAUGCCCGACACUCCCCUGGAUCUGAUACAGCUACCGGAGAGCAUAAGAGCGGAGAGACUUCGAGUCAGCUCGUCCCCCACUGACAGCUCCCCACAGGCCAGAGGUCAACCACCGGUAAAGAGUUCCGUAGGAAAGAGUGACCCUGACAGUAAAGGUAGAGAGAAAUUUGCUGCCCCUGCCGUCCAAUCAGAGGACAGGAGGAAGCGCCUGCUGAGGUCUGACCAUGAAGGAGCGCCUCCUGAAAGUCGUCGUCGCCUGGAGGAACUUCGACACACAGAGGAGGCCGUGUCAGCCUCUUCAGACCUAGCAAGUGAAAGCGAAGGGGAUGACGAGGAAGAGCAGGAGUGGGACCAGGGGGGAGACAGUGACAGACUGAAACAAGAAGACAGCGGGGGAGGAGGUAAACAGAACAGAGAAGGGGACACCCCAACCAGAGUGGGCAGGGCGCACAAUGGCCGGGCUGUUAUCCAGCAGCUAAAGAGCGUAGUGACCCCGUCUACCUUGCCAGGCAGUCCCACCAUCAAGACCGAACAUGAAGUCCUGACCACUGGAGGGCGCUGGGGGUCGCACACGCAAACCUCCACCCCUCACACGCACACCUCUCAGCCCCAGCCGUCACACGCACACACACCGUCCAGUAGCUUAAAUGGCGACAGUCCCACUACCCCAAUCCCUGACUCCUCAUCCAGCAGCGAAGCCCCAUCUAAAGGCUUGUUCACCCCUCCCUCCCCCGCACUAUCCCCUGUCAUGUCAGUGUCAUCCCCACAGCCCCGUGAGGACAGAGCUGUUUCUGGAGUGGUCAGUCGCAGCGCCGCUGGUGGUGGUGCAGGUAAUGGCCCCGACUUCGAGCUGCUCCAGAGAUUGGCAGGCGGUGCGGCAGGACGGGUCCUCUUUCACCCCCUUGCUCUCGGCCCGCAGGGUCCUCAGAGCCUGUAUGCCCCAAGCACUAUCCGCUAUGCUCCACCGGAGCUGCCCCCCUCCCACCACCAUGGCACGGCGCACAACGAUGGCCUGCAGCUACGAUCUGACCACCACAAGGGACCCCCACCGACCUUCUUCCCACACUUACAGCGGCUGGCCGGGCUGCCACCCUUCAGUGGUUUCUCCCCAUCUGACAGCCCUUUCUCUUCCGGCCUGCCUUUCUGUAUGAAUGGAUUGAGGGGGGCUGCAGGCACCGAGGAAGACUGAACCUCAACGGGGAGAAGGAGAGAAGAAAAAAUUUAAAAUGAAGUGACAUGACAGACAGAGAGACACUGAAAAGGGCACAAAAGACAGAAAUGGCAGGACAUUAAGCCUCUAAGGACACUACUAAUUGGACAAUGAGCUGGAUAACUGCAAUCUGAAGAAUAUGACACAAAAAUUUACUUUGAACCAGUGACAGCAGCUCUCAGAGAAAACAGGACAUGGACACUUUUGACUGGUUGUCCCUAAAGACUUCUUAUCUCCGCAACAAUAAUAAACUCUGCUCUGUCUUUCUCUAGAUGACCAUGUUGCUUUCUGUGUCUCUUCCACUUGGAGAAGCCAUACUGUACAUAGCUACAAACAAAACCACGAAGACCCUCAGCUUGCAUCCAUGUCACUUUUACUCCGGUUAACCCAGUUAAACCAGUAGAAGAAGGCGGACACUUGUCUGUGAGGGAGGAAAGAGACUUUUGGAGUAAAAUGUUUUUAUCAUUGCAGUAUUAUAAAAAACUAUUUCUUUCGCUGGGCUCCAAAUGAGAGUUUAAUUGUAAGGUUUUCCUUAAUAUAGAUAGAGAUGACCUUUUGAUGUUUUAUAUCUGAUCUCUGAAAGAUAUUACAGACGUGUUCAGUCAGCCAGACUUAAAGCACAGUGUUGGGACAAAACCAUGAGUAAUGUGGUCCCAUACAUUCCAGUAUAUAUUAAGAGAGGAAAAUGCAUCACAGACAGUUGUUGUUUGAAUAUAAGAAGGUAAUUUGUUUGACUAAGUGUUAAUUAUAGUAUAUUGUUUAUUAAGCUGAGGUUGUGAUUGUGUAUGGAAGCCAUAUUGAGUUUUUCCUUGUUUUUUUAUAUAUUUCAAACAUUAAUACAUUGACGUAGGAUUUUUAUGUCCAAACAAACAAAAUAACAGUUUUAUUGGAUGUGCAAUGUCAUCCAAAUUUUUCCUUUUACGCUUUUUUUGAAAAAGUAUAUUUCUGAGAAUGUUUAGGAGAGGAAAUGGUGCAGGACAGAAGUGUUUUUGUCACCUGGACCUCUUGUGUUUUUAUGAGCACUUACUGAAAUUUGUUCUGGUGUGAACUCAAUGCACUUGGUGACUCAGAUGUUUGAUCCUGUUAAAACAGAAAACAGCAGAAGUGGUCGUUAAUGAUAUAGACUGACCACAUAGCGCUGAAGGGGGAGGGUUGGUGGUAUUUCUGUAAAAAAGGCAGGUCGAUAAAUAGACCCUCGUUGGUCAUUAAAAUAUGACCAUUUGAGGUCAAUAAAACAAAGCCGUCAACUUGAUGUAAGGAUGUAAAUUAAAGUAGAGGAACAAGGCUCUCGACAUCUAUUAGCAUCUCCAGUAAAGAUGUGCAAAUGAGUUAAUAUUUUGUUGCAGUAGCAUAAUACCACAGUAAAUGCCUACUUUUAAUUUGAAUGCCAGUAUUCAAUGAGGGAAAAAUAUCCAAUGUCAUGUAAGAAAAGGAUACUCUUUUAUUUAUACUUACACUUUUUACAUUUAUAGGAGAGUAUAAGAGUGUCAAAGAACUAGAAAUUGGCCUGUUUCCGGUAUUGAGGUUUAAAACAACAAAUUUCACACAAACUGACCAUUGUUUUUCUUUCUGGCUGUUUAGUACAUAUAAUAGAGGAAUGCUGUAUUUUCCCUACCUGUUGCUGCGCACUGCCGGUCAGUUAACUAAAAGAAGGCUACAACACUUACAAGGAAGACAAAUUCAGCUGUUCAAAUAUAUUUAUAAAAUGGACAAAGAUAACUUAAAUUAUGAGUUAAAUAGAAUAAUGAGAUUAAAUGUGCAGUUUUGCUCAGUCAAGUCUAAAUUAAGUAUAAAAUAAAAUUAUAAAAAAUAUACUAAUAAACACAUGAAUAUUUACACAUUUUUACAAAUAUAGCUGGAAAAAACAUGGAUACUCACUUUUUAGAAAAGAGUGCCACUCAUCACCCUUAAGACAAAACUGUAAUGAAAUUGGAGUCUCAAGCGAUAAACGGUAUGUCUGACAACUGACAAAGAGCACAUUGACUACCCGAGCAGAUAGCCUAAAUAAUUACCCACAUAAUAUCAGCUUGUUAUAGCUUGUUGCUUUAAAAUGAGAUUAAAAAUGUUAGAUAUUGUGUGCAAAAAGCACUUGAAAACUAAUACUAAAAUUAGCUGGUGUUUAUUUUAUAGUUUUGCAUAAAUCUAUGUCUGAAAAUUAGAGUAACAAUACAUAAAUCUUAAAGAUAAUAUUAUUAGAAUUUCAAUAAUCAGUGGUUUACAUAAUAUUUAAAGCAUUAGACAUAAUUGUUGCAUUUCUGUUUUACAUUAAAGCAGUUAAAGCAUUUUUUGUGUAAUACAAACAGUAUUUUAUGAUUUCUAAGACCAACCUAUAUGUUGGAAGGAUUUAUGUGAAUUACUGAGUAAAUUAUUAACUUGUGGUGUUAAUGAAAAAAAAAUCCAGUGAGAAGAGCUGAUCCGGUAAAUAUUCCACUACAGAUUUGGGGAGCAUCUCAGACCACUUUGCUGAAACAUGUAAAUUCAGGAUCAUUAAAAGGGAAAAAUAGGACAUUUCGGGUAAAAAUCUCAUGCUGGCCCAUGCCUACUAGGCCAUUUAAAAAAAUCUAUGACUUUCUUUCCCUAGGGUAUAAAUAAGAUGCACCAUUGAGACCCGAUUUCUCUUUGUCACUCUUUAAAAUAAAAAAACAGCAGCACAAAAAAUUGCUUUUCACCUAAACUUGCUCAUUACGACAGUCAGAGCAAGGAUUAAAAAACUGUCUCAAACUAGGCUGGACAAGGAUCCAAGCUCAUGUUGCCAACAUGUACAGUAAGCAGGAUAGUUAGGGAGGGAAAUAAUGUACAUUUCUAAAGAUCAUUGUUAGGGAACUACAGACAAUUUUUCAUUGUGAGAUUAUGUUUCUGCAAUUAAAGGUGAAUUAUUUUAAGGAUUUUUACACGCCUUUAGCAGGGAUGCCAAUAAAUGUGGUGGAUGCUAUACAUGAAUCAAUAUGAAAAGAAAAUUUCUGUUUUAUACUAAUUAACAUGCUUUUCAUGACUGAAAAAAGGCAUGUUCUACUUUUCGAUUUGUGCUUGUAUUAGAUGAGACACUGAAAGUCUGCAUUCAGAAAACAUUAAAAUUCUAUAGUUUGAUAAUUUUCACAAAAAUCUCAGCAAUAAUGCAUCCAGACUUCAUAAAUUAUAUAAAAAAAAUUAACAAAGAAAUGGUUUUCUAGCACUUUGGAAUGAGGUCUUUUGCACCGGUCUCUAAAACACAGAAAAAUGUCAUAUGUUUGGAAUUUAGGAGGCUUUUUUGCCUCCAAAAUGAGAUUAUAGUUAGUCUCCGCUGAGGAUUUAGUUCACACACAAACCUGAUGUUCCAAGUCCGAUGUUUGGGGGAAUGAAACCAUUCAAUCUGCUGUGUGCAAUACAUGCAUAUGUUGUAGCCGUCACACAUGCCGAGUGUGGGAGCACACUUGUUCUCGGGUGUUUACCAAUGUAAAAAUGCGAGUGUGGAUGCUGUUCUGAGUGUGCGUUUGCUUGUGUGUGGGUGUCUUUUUGUUUUUGUCUUUUGUUCUUGUUGUUGCUAAAUUUAAAAAAAAGCUAACCCCUAUGCCCAUCACUGUGAAUCUAACAUUAUCUUCCUCACAUGUUUGUGAAUAUGUCAGUCACCCAUCAAAGAAAAUGAACAAAUGUAAAGAUUAAAAAAAAAUGAUGCAGAUGACGAUAACAAUAAAAUAUUCCAGUAGAGGAGCACAA